AUGUCUGAACCCGAGCCCACCGCAACGACCACAGCCGCUCCUCCAGAACCAGAGGUCGCCGCGUCCGUGCCUAUUCCUGACACGCCGGCAGCUGAGAAUGCCCCUGCAGAGAAGGACGAAGAGGCGCAGAAUGCACUGACCAGGAAGUUCACCGAGGACGAAUGGAAAGCCGUGAAGGAGCUCCGGGUGCGGCUCCCACACAUUUUCGCGGAGGCGUACGCACAGAAGGAGGACAAGACGGCGCCCAUUACGCUCUGGGGCGUUAGUAUUGACCCGGCGAAUGCCAAAGACGCACGCGUGAGCGUCAUACUCGCCAAAUUCGUGCGCGCAAGAAACCUGAACGUCGAUGAUGCGGAGAAGAUGCUCAUCGCGACGCUCAAGUGGCGAGACGAGUUCAACGUCAACGAGGUCGUCAACGAGCAGUUUGACGAGAAGAUCUUUGGUUCGCUGGGCCGUAUAAGCGGCAAGGAUAAAGAGGGUUGUCCGGUGGUAUACAACCUGUAUGGGGCCAAUAAGGACUUGAACGCCGUGUUUGGGGAUGUCGAUAGGUUCCUCCGGUGGCGUGUCGCCUUCAUGGAGAAGAGCAUCGAGCUGUUGGACUUCGAGCACAUCGACCAAAUGGUUCAGGUACACGACUAUGAGGGCGUCUCGAUGAUGUCGAGAACCACGAACCAGAAGGCUGCUGCGUCGCGGGCGAGUGCGCUGUUCCAGGACUACUACCCCGAGUUCUUGUCACGCAAAUUCUUUGUCAACGUGCCUAGCGUCAUGGCCUGGGUCUUCUGGCUAUUCAAGCCCUUCCUUUCGGCGAAGACUAUGGAGAAGUUCAGUAUGGUUGGCCCUGGACCUAAGACGAUAGGCGCGGUACUCUUACCUAUCAUCGACGCGCAGGAACUGCCCAAGCGCUAUGGCGGGGAAGCAGACGAUUUGGCUUAA
Postia placenta MAD-698-R-SB12 is the source of this 933-nucleotide messenger RNA. RefSeq lists its product as hypothetical. Gene Ontology annotation, cellular component: cortical endoplasmic reticulum; plasma membrane; cytosol. Gene Ontology annotation, biological process: Golgi to plasma membrane protein transport; regulation of exocytosis. The record is from RefSeq and is a predicted model, not a curated record. Gene Ontology annotation, molecular function: phosphatidylinositol transfer activity. Lineage: Eukaryota; Fungi; Basidiomycota; Agaricomycetes; Polyporales; Adustoporiaceae. The transcript has 8 exons. Bases 1 to 933 code for a protein of 310 amino acids.